AUGAAUCCUGUCGAUGAACAUACCAUUCAUAAAAUGGCUGAAAAGUUCGAAUGGCCUGAUCCAGUUAACAACUUAUGGGAAAAGUACACAAUUUUGGUUAAUUCACCUAAUGAGGAUGAUGAUGAUGAUGCAAAUAAUCCACUUAGCUUACUGAGCACUUUGAAAUCCGUACUAGACUCUCCAAUCAUAAACGAUGAUUUUGCAAAGGAAGAAGAGAAAAAUAGAGAUAGAAGUAUCAAUCUUGAAAGUUUGCUACAUAAUGCAGACAAUCAUUUAAGAAAAGUUGCUAAUCACAUAAUCAAUUCAAAGGAUCCGUCAUGGAGGACUCAAUAUGCCAAAAGCGUGUCGAAAGUUAAGGCGGAAACUUUGCGAAUGCUGCAUGAUAUUCUUUACAAGGAGAAUUCAGUUUGGAGCAUUGAAGAUUGUCAAAAUCUAGUGGAAAAUUUGUUUCAUGAACAACUUUCUAAAGUUUUAAGCGACGAAUUACUCCUGGAUAAAAAAUGAAGUGUCUUUAUGUCAAACAUUAAGAAGAGAUGUGAGAUACUUCAAAUGUAUAUUACCCUAUAUUGUCUUUCCAAUUUAUUUUUUCAUACAACUGUUCAUUUGUACAGAUUUUUAUGGUUUAAAUAUACUCUGAGAAGACGAAUACUUCU
This is a messenger RNA of Trichobilharzia szidati, 653 nucleotides long. The record is from the annotation of a GenBank genome assembly. NCBI's taxonomy places the organism in Eukaryota, Metazoa, Platyhelminthes, Trematoda, Strigeidida, Schistosomatidae.